AUGAAUAACAAAGAGAAGGCCAAGUCUUCAGCAGCAAGCGGAUCCUGCUGUGCCCAACUGAUUCCCAAUAAAGAGGUAGUAGGCACUCGUGAAUACAUCUACAAUCUUCUUGGUCAAAAAGUUAGCCCUUUAAAUCCACAAAAGAAAUUGCCGAGAAUACGAAAACCACCACCGCCUCUACCAGACGCUGUGCCCAAAGCUCCGCAUCAGAGCAUGGGCCCCCCCGCUUGUCCGCAGCCCAAAAAAUACCAGCUUCCAGAAAAGUAUCCCUUCAAGAAGAAGCACUGGCGGACACCCUUUAUUGAAAAGAAAUGCAUGGCCAAAAAAGUUAAAUUGGCGAGCAUAGCUUUCGAGAAAUUAAAGCUAGAGAAACCCGUUGGCAGGAUAAAGGAUAACUGCUGCGCUGGUGUCAAGGCACCGGUUCCAAGAUUUAAACGUCUGGGAAGGGAGUUAGACGAAAACGGAAUACCUCUAUUUUGCAAAAAGGACACUGUUUAUCGAACCAAUUGGAUUGAAAGAAACGCCAUUGAGGCGAUCACUUGCAAGCCCGGUGCCAGAUUAGCCCACCCAGGACACCGCUACAUGGUGGAUACGCGUUAUGGCGAGGCACAUGCUCUCGACUCCAACAAAACCCAUUCCGGACUCGAGAAGUGCUUUGUAUACAAGCCAGCCUAUGGGAAGGUACCUAAGUACCUUAAGUUGCGAGCUGAAGCAAUCAAAAAGACCCGUGAAACUUACUCACAUUACCUUAACGAGAAGGCAUUGCAAAGCUCUGACUACAUGCUCACGGAGAAGGAAAGGCAGGAUUUGCUGAAUGGUCUGAAGACGGCGUGGGACCAAUACAAUGCCAAGUACUUGGGUCUCUCAUCGAGCAGUACCACACUGAAGAAUAAGACGUAUAAGCAGUACCUUGAGAAGCAACUAGGGAGUCUGGAGAAGGACAUUGAACUGGUCGAAACCCACCCGUACAUCUUUGUUGAAGCCGACAAGACGCCGGGUGUCGGGGGAGCAGUCACCAACGGCAUUCGGGCUUGA
Messenger RNA from Mesocestoides corti, 1035 nucleotides. The record is from the annotation of a GenBank genome assembly. NCBI's taxonomy places the organism in Eukaryota, Metazoa, Platyhelminthes, Cestoda, Cyclophyllidea, Mesocestoididae.